Synchiropus splendidus (mandarinfish) is the source of this 1788-nucleotide messenger RNA. RefSeq names its product Ras suppressor protein 1 (gene rsu1). The record is from RefSeq and is a predicted model, not a curated record. Gene Ontology annotation, molecular function: protein binding. The coding region runs from base 163 to 996 and encodes 277 amino acids. The transcript is spliced from 9 exons. Lineage: Eukaryota; Metazoa; Chordata; Actinopteri; Syngnathiformes; Callionymidae.
GAGCUGAAGUGAUGUCACAGGCGGCUAAAUGUAUCCAGGAACUGGAAAUCUCCUUUUAUGGUGUGUUGGCGUUUCUAUCAACUUCCGGUAGCUUUAGCUUCGACGCUCAGAUCAUAAACUGAAAAGAAAUCGACUUUUUCUGACGUACAAGAUACAGAGAGAAUGUCCAAGUCUCUGAAGAAGAUCGUGGAGGAGAGUCGGGAGAAGAAUCUCCCCGAGGUGGAGAUGUGUGACAGGGGCAUUUCGAACAUGCUCGACAUCCCUGGCUUGUUCAGUCUGUCCCACAUCACUCAGUUGGUCCUGAGUCACAACAAGCUGACAGCUGUGCCCGCGAACAUCUCUGAUUUGAAGAACCUGGAAGUUCUAAAUUUGUUCAACAAUCAGAUCGACGAGCUGCCCAUGCAGAUCAGCAGUCUUCAGAAACUCAAGCACCUCAACCUCGGGAUGAACCGUCUGAGUGGCCUGCCAAGAGGAUUCGGUUCUUUACCUGCACUGGAGGUUCUGGACCUGACCUACAACAACCUGAACCACACCUCCCUGCCCGGAAACUUCUUCUAUCUGACCACCCUUCGAGCUCUGUAUCUGAGCGACAACGACUUCGAGAACCUGCCGGCCGACAUCGGGAAGUUGACCAAACUGCAGAUACUGAGUCUGAGGGAUAAUGAUCUGAUCUCGCUGCCUAAAGAGAUCGGGGACUUGGCUCAACUCAAAGAGCUCCACAUCCAGGGCAACAGAUUGAGAGUCCUGCCUCCAGAACUCGGUAAUCUGGAUCUCAUUGGGCCAAAGCAGGUGUUCAAAGCAGAGAACAACCCAUGGGUUACUCCAAUCGCCGACCAGUUCCAGCUGGGAGUCUCCCAUGUUUUCGAAUAUGUUCGCUCCGAGACUUACAAGUAUCUCCAUGGCAGACACAUGCAGUCCAACCCAGAGCCUCCACCCAAGAACAACGACAAGAGUAAGAAGAUCAGCCGUAAACCCCUGGCUGCCAAGAACAAAUGAGGCGCCUGAAAAUGCUCGCGUCACUGUAUGUGCCUUUUUAAUAUUUAAAAACCAUUUUAUUACAUGGAGAGUGUUAACUAUAUUAAGCCAGUUCAACCUUAAUUUUAAUCUUUAAACCGAGAAGAACACAGAGGCUUCUUCACUAUAAUGGACCUGGUCAGUGUCAACAGAUCAAGAAGUGCCGUCAUGAAGACUGUCUUGACUAUUCCUUGUUUUGUGUUGAAACCACAGUCGACCUUCCUUCAUAGAGCAAGCAUUAAGUUAACUGAGUCCAAACAUUUCACCUUUGUCUCCUGCAACAGUCUGCCAUUGUUCUUUUCUGUGUCAGACUCUCCUACGAGUUCAUUCAUUUAGCAGCGACGACAGCCAGUCUGGAAAUGCAAAACAGUGUCAUCAGUGCACUCAUUUUGUUUUGUUUUUUAAAUCAAGUUAGCAUCGCAGUUACAGAGGACCAGUGUGCAGGAGGACGUGGUACGUACAGUAGUUCCGUACUUUAAUAGAGGCGUUUUGAUUUGGAGCUGGAACUCAAUCCCCUUGUGUUGUACUGCAAGUAUAUUUGGUUACAUCGUCUUUCCUGCUUCUACGCUCUCUGGUUUCCUUAUGUUGUGGUGUAUUUAUUUCGGAGCUGUCAUGUCUCACACAGUGGUCCUGCUGUUUUUUUUUUUGUUUUUUUUGUUUUUUUUUCACAGUCCGACACAUUUCAGCUUGCCAGUGUUACGAUCACUGAAUGUUUAUUACAAACUGCCUUGUAAUCAUGUACACAUUUAUAAUUUUAAAUAAACAAUCACUCUG